Molecule: messenger RNA, 573 nt
Organism: Exophiala xenobiotica
Lineage: Eukaryota; Fungi; Ascomycota; Eurotiomycetes; Chaetothyriales; Herpotrichiellaceae
Product: calcium-binding protein NCS-1
Exons: 4
Coding region: 1-573 (190 amino acids)
Cellular component (GO): cytosol; intracellular membrane-bounded organelle; membrane
Molecular function (GO): calcium ion binding
Source: RefSeq, a predicted model, not a curated record
AUGGGUCAGAAACAGUCCAAGCUGUCGCCGCAACAACUCGAGGAACUCCAGAGGUCGACGCAUUUUGACAAAAAGGAACUGCAACAAUGGUACAAGGGCUUCCUGAAGGACUGCCCCUCCGGCACAUUAACCAAGGAGGAGUUCCAGAAGAUAUACCGACAAUUCUUUCCCUUCGGCGACCCAAGUUCCUUUGCAGAUUACGUCUUCAAGGUGUUCGACUCGGAUAAGAGCGGGACGAUUGACUUUAAGGAGUUCAUAUGCGCGCUGAGCGUGACAAGUCGGGGCAAGAUGGAGGACAAACUGGACUGGGCAUUCCAGCUGUAUGAUAUCGAUGGCGAUGGGAAGAUCAGCUAUGAUGAGAUGCUGGCAAUUGUGGAGGCCAUAUAUAAAAUGGUCGGUUCGAUGGUCAAACUGCCUGAAGAUGAGGAUACUCCAGAGAAACGGGUAAGGAAGAUCUUUCGAAUGAUGGACAAGGACGAGAACGGAAGCCUGGACAUGGCUGAGUUCAAAGAGGGCAGCAAGCGGGAUGAGACUAUCGUGUCGGCGCUGUCGCUAUACGAUGGAUUGGUAUGA